UAUUUGAAAUAAUGUUUAUCAUGUUUUUAAUAUUUAUUAAGAAAAAAUCAAAUUAUGUUCUAAAUUUUAUCAAUACUUAAUAACCUCAUAUUAUGUUGUGGUUUUAGUGAUAUUUUAAGAAACUAACAAUUGAAUUAAAUGAGAAAAUAAGAAAAAUAAGAAAACAAAAAAUUUUAUUGGAAUAAAUAAAAUAUAUUCUUCUUUUUUAUAUAUAUAUGUGUGAAUAUAUUUACAUAUAUAUAUACAUAUUUACCUUUGACAAGUGAACUUUAUUGUUGCUGUGAUCCCAGGCUUUAAAAUACGGGGUUAGAUCAUCUCUGCAGGUCCCGUUCUUGAGAAGAAUUUGAUUUUACACAUUCGUUUUGGUUUACGGACGCUUCGGCGUGCACAUUACAUCAUGAAAGUUAUCGUGAAGAAGCUUCAAGGAAAAGAAUGCGUUGUUGACAUUACACCUUCGGAUACAGUUCUUCAGUUAAAGCACAAAGUCAGCGAUCUUUUGGGUAUAGAUGUUCCACAUCAGAGACUGUUGCUUACGGGCAAGGCAUUAGCUGAUGAAAAUCCACUAAGUUUUUAUCCAGGAAUCAAAGAUGGAAGCAAGUUAAAUCUUUUGGUUAUUAAAAAGACAGAGGAAGGAUCUAGUGAGGGAAAGGCUUCACAUAGCAAGUCUGGCAUGUAUCUCUUACGAGAUGAAAUUUCUAGAGUUCUGAGGCAUUAUUAUACAGAAUCAGAAACAGAGUCAAUAAUCAAUGAAUUGAUAAAAGACCUAAAGAAUAAAGUGAAUAAUCUUAGUUAUGAUGACUUAGAAAGAUUAGCAACUGCACUUCUUCAGGACCAAGAGAAUAUAGCUUAAGAAUAAACUUCGGUUUUUCAAUUUCUCACUUAUUAUUUGAUUAUUGUAAUACACUUUUAUUUAAUUAAAAAAUGUUGCCUCAUUGUACCCUAAUAACCAGUAGUAUAUUUUAAGUAAAGGGAAAGGUGUGCAAAAAAACAAUACAAAUGUAUUAAAAGGUCGAUUUUAUUAAAUCAUACACAAAGUAAAUAAUUUAAAUUGCACUUCAAUAAAAAUUAGAUGGUUUUAAGGAUCGGCCAAAUCCAAUUGACGGAAAUAUCUCGCAACUAGACAUAUAAAUAAAUUCAGUGCUCCUAUUUCAUGUAUUUCCAGUUUCUUCUAAAAAAAUAAACGAAAAAAAAGAAUAAAAAAGUAGACACAAUUAAAAUUCACAAGAAAUGACCCAACUUCGGAUUAUUGAUUUUUACGAAAUUUUUAGAACAAGUUAUUUUUCGUUUUGCAUUUGUUGAUAACAUUAGAAAAAUAAAAUAGAAAAAUAAAUAAUUUUUUAUUUAAAUUUAUUAAUAAGUGCAAAAUAUAAAGUAGUUUGUUGAAAAUUUAAAUUCAAAAUCAAAUUAUUAAUUUUUAUGAAUAAAUUUAUUUAAUGCAUAUGGAAAUUUAAUUUAAAUCAGAAUUCCGAAGUUGGAAUCUUCUGCUUGUUAAAUGGUGAAUUAAU
This is a messenger RNA of Apis dorsata (giant honeybee), 1505 nucleotides long. Its product is annotated as ubiquitin-like protein 4A. The transcript is spliced from 4 exons. Gene Ontology annotation, molecular function: protein binding. Bases 398 to 850 code for a protein of 150 amino acids. Lineage: Eukaryota; Metazoa; Arthropoda; Insecta; Hymenoptera; Apidae. Gene Ontology annotation, biological process: post-translational protein targeting to endoplasmic reticulum membrane. The record is from RefSeq and is a predicted model, not a curated record.